UCUGUCUGUCUCUCUCUCUCUCUUUUUCUGUGACCGAAAGCGGAGCCGAAACGCGAGGAGGACUGCGACGAGCCCAGAGGGAAGACGAGCUUGAAGGAGAAGAAGGAGAAGAGGGAGGAGAAGAGGAAUCGGCGAUAUAGCAAUGGCUCUGAAGCUGAAUCCCCAUGUCGUGUCUCCGUCGCGGAAGCUGACGUCUUUCGCAAUGCCUCCGGUGGCCAACGUCGGCCUCAGAUCUCCCAGGUUCUUCAUGGCUUCCACUCUCCGCUCCGAUUCCAGGGAGGUGGGAAAUAGCAAGAAGCCAUUUAUGCCUCCUAGGGAAGUGCAUGUUCAAGUAACACAUUCCAUGCCACCCCAAAAGAUUGAAAUAUUUAAAUCAAUGGAUAAUUGGGCCGAGAAGAACAUCUUGGUUCACCUGAAACCAGUUGAGAAGUGUUGGCAAGCACAGGAUUUUCUUCCAGAUCCUGCCUCCGAUGGAUUUGAAGAACAAGUAAGGGAACUGAGGGAGAGGGCAAAGGAAAUUCCUGACGAUUAUUUUGUGGUUUUGGUGGGAGAUAUGGUCACUGAAGAAGCCCUUCCUACUUACCAGACAAUGCUUAAUACUUUGGAUGGGGUCAGGGAUGAAACAGGUGCAAGCCUCACACCAUGGGCGAUUUGGACAAGGGCAUGGACUGCCGAGGAAAAUAGACAUGGAGAUCUCCUUAACAAGUACCUCUACCUAUGUGGACGAGUUGACAUGAGGCAAAUUGAGAAGACAAUCCAGUACUUGAUUGGGUCAGGAAUGGAUCCUAGAACAGAGAACAAUCCUUACCUUGGCUUUAUCUAUACUUCGUUCCAAGAAAGGGCAACGUUUAUUUCUCACGGGAACACUGCGAGGCUUGCCAAGGAGCAUGGGGAGAUGAAAUUGGCUCAAAUAUGUGGAACGAUUGCCUCGGACGAGAAGCGCCAUGAGACUGCCUACACCAAGAUAGUGGAAAAGCUGUUCGAGAUCGAUCCAAAUGGAACUGUCUCCGCUUUUGCUGACAUGAUGAGGAAGAAGAUAUCUAUGCCGGCCCAUUUGAUGUUCGAUGGUCGCGACGACAAUCUUUUUGAGCACUUCUCAGCCGUUGCACAACGGCUCGGAGUAUAUACAGCGAAAGAUUAUGCUGAUAUUUUGGAGUUCUUGGUGGGCAGAUGGAAGGUGGAGGAGCUAACUGGGCUUUCUGCAGAGGGACGGAAAGCCCAAGAUUAUGUCUGCACUCUGCCUCCACGAAUUAGAAGACUGGAAGAGAGAGCUCAGGGAAGGGCAAAGGAAGGUCCAACCAUUCCGUUUAGUUGGAUUUUUGAUAGAAAAUUGAAGCUCUAGAGUGGAUAUGUGCUGGCAAGCUCCAGUUUCCCUCUCUUCCAAUGGCUUCUUCAUGGAAAGAUAAACAGAACCUGGUUGGAAUCAUGCUGCGUCACAAUCACUCCAAUGCCAUUUUGGGGGGAAGUCGUGCUAGAUGUGGAAACAGUUUGUGUCUCUCGCAGAUAACUAGCUGUGCUGGCAGCCGUGGUUUUUCGAUAUCGUGUUCUGUUGUGGUCUCUCUCUUUGCUGUAGAAAGUUACAUUUUAGUCGCGUGUGUUACAGAUCAAUCUGUUCUGUACCGAUUUUGAUGAUGUAAGAACUCUAAGUAAUGGGAACGUUUCCGAUAUUUCUGUA
Messenger RNA from Rhodamnia argentea, 1675 nucleotides. RefSeq names its product stearoyl-[acyl-carrier-protein] 9-desaturase, chloroplastic-like. Bases 143 to 1342 code for a protein of 399 amino acids. The transcript is spliced from 3 exons. Gene Ontology annotation, cellular component: chloroplast stroma. Lineage: Eukaryota; Viridiplantae; Streptophyta; Magnoliopsida; Myrtales; Myrtaceae. Gene Ontology annotation, biological process: fatty acid biosynthetic process; defense response. The record is from RefSeq and is a predicted model, not a curated record. Gene Ontology annotation, molecular function: stearoyl-[ACP] desaturase activity; stearoyl-CoA 9-desaturase activity.